Molecule: messenger RNA, 768 nt
Organism: Talaromyces proteolyticus
Lineage: Eukaryota; Fungi; Ascomycota; Eurotiomycetes; Eurotiales; Trichocomaceae
Product: putative RNA polymerase I and III transcription factor complex component Tbp
Exons: 4
Coding region: 1-768 (255 amino acids)
Biological process (GO): DNA-templated transcription initiation
Molecular function (GO): RNA polymerase II general transcription initiation factor activity; DNA binding
Source: RefSeq, a predicted model, not a curated record
AUGGAAUCGCUUACUACCCAUCCGUCGACCGCACAACAGGCCAAAGCCUUCACCUCAGCAUCAUCGCUCUCUUUCCCUGGUGGAGCCGGGGAGCUCACUCCGCCCUCCUCAGAGAAGGAUGGACACAUGGCUGGUCUGAACGGUCAGCAGCAGGGAGUGAAUGCCAAUGGCAACGGGGUGACACCCGCAACUCCUGCUGCCACCCCAGGUGCGAAUAAUGUGGGGAGCGGCAUUGUGCCUACGUUGCAAAACAUCGUCGCCACCGUCAACCUGGACUGUCGUUUGGAUCUUAAGACCAUCGCACUCCAUGCACGAAAUGCGGAGUAUAAUCCAAAGCGUUUCGCUGCUGUGAUCAUGCGUAUUCGUGAACCUAAGACCACCGCUCUGAUUUUUGCAUCGGGCAAAAUGGUGGUCACCGGUGCCAAGUCCGAAGAUGACUCGAAACUUGCUUCCCGGAAAUACGCUCGUAUCAUUCAGAAGCUUGGUUUCAACGCGAAGUUCACCGACUUCAAGAUUCAGAACAUCGUUGGUUCUUGUGAUAUCAAAUUCCCUAUCCGCCUCGAAGGUCUUGCCUCCCGCCAUCACAACUUCAGUUCCUACGAACCUGAACUGUUCCCUGGUCUUAUCUACCGCAUGAUGAAGCCAAAGAUUGUCCUCUUAAUAUUCGUCAGUGGAAAGAUUGUCCUUACCGGCGCCAAAGUCCGUGAGGAGAUCUAUCAAGCUUUCGAGCUGAUCUACCCUGUGCUUUCUGAUUUCCGUAAAACUUAA